Perca flavescens (yellow perch) is the source of this 1702-nucleotide messenger RNA. RefSeq names its product casein kinase II subunit beta. The coding region runs from base 424 to 1071 and encodes 215 amino acids. Gene Ontology annotation, molecular function: protein kinase regulator activity. The record is from RefSeq and is a predicted model, not a curated record. Gene Ontology annotation, cellular component: cytoplasm; protein kinase CK2 complex. Lineage: Eukaryota; Metazoa; Chordata; Actinopteri; Perciformes; Percidae. The transcript is spliced from 7 exons.
UUCUAUGAUGUUGCUUUAGCUGCCUCGACCUAUGAUGUAUGACCUAAUGAUGUGGACUUCACAUGGGAGUGGCCAUUAUCAUCUCAGACACAAAUACCAUAAUAUUGCUAUUAGAAAUAUAGGAAUAUCACUGUGGUUUAUAAGGUGUGUAGACCAGAGGUGCCCAAAUUAUUUUAUAUUAGGGGCCAAAAUGUAUCUGGAUGAUAGGCCACGGGCCAAAAAUAAAUAUUACCAAAAUGUCCUUAGAUCAGUCAACAUGUAGCCUAAACGCUUGUCCUUUAUCUGCAGUAUCCUAUCUAUGUCAUGAGGAACUUUAUUUUGAAAACUCCUGGUUGGCCGGAAAACGGAUGUGUCAUCCAGGGAGCGAGGUUAAAUUAGCUAAGGUUGCAAAUUGAUGUGGUAACUUUAUAUAAAGAAGGGAGGAUGAGCAGCUCAGAGGAGGUGUCCUGGAUAUCCUGGUUUUGUGGACUCCGAGGGAAUGAGUUCUUUUGUGAGGUUGAUGAGGAUUACAUACAGGACAAGUUUAACCUGACAGGUCUGAAUGAGCAGGUGCCUCACUAUCGCCAGGCUUUGGACAUGAUUCUCGACCUCGAGCCAGAUGAGGAACUUGAAGACAACCCCAAUCAGAGUGACUUGAUAGAGCAGGCAGCAGAGAUGCUCUACGGGCUCAUACAUGCACGUUACAUCCUCACAAACCGAGGCAUUGCACAGAUGUUGGAAAAGUAUCAACAAGGGGAUUUUGGCUAUUGCCCCAGAGUCUAUUGUGAGAAUCAGCCAAUGCUUCCUAUUGGUUUGUCAGACAUUCCUGGCGAAGCAAUGGUGAAGCUAUAUUGCCCAAAGUGCAUGGAUGUUUACACCCCUAAAUCCUCCAGACACCACCACACAGAUGGAGCCUAUUUUGGGACAGGGUUCCCCCACAUGCUGUUCAUGGUGCACCCAGAGUAUCGUCCAAAGCGACCAGCCAACCAGUUUGUGCCAAGGCUAUAUGGUUUCAAAAUUCACCCAAUGGCUUAUCAACUCCAACUUCAAGCUGCGUCAAGUUUCAAGAGCCCAGUCAAGACAAUUCGCUAGAACACCGCUUUGACAAACACAGUGGACUUAAAGACUUUGUUGUUUACCAUUUGUUUAAAGGAAUAGAGGAUAUAUUCCCAAUUGAUGCCUGUACAGUUGCCCACCCUCACCUCUGUGUUUAUAGACCCUUUCAGAUUCAGACCUUUUCUUUCAUUUAGUGAAACACUGUUAGUUGAGCUGAUCAGUUUUUUCCAUAUUAAACAUGUAAUUAUUCCCAAAUGGUCAUUCUCCUAAUACAGUCUUAACUUGAAUUGAUUUCAAUGCAUCUUUUCACAUUCAAGGGUUGUUUCUCUGAAACAGAAAAGUGGCUUGAACUCUGUGAUGAUGAAGGCUUCAGUGUGCUUUGUGGCUUAAUAGCAGGUGAUUGAAUGUAACAGAAAAUCUUGCCACCAGCCUGAUACGUUUGCCUUAUCAGCGAUACAGUCAGUCACUAACAGUAAAUUAGUUAACAUUAAAUUGCUUCAAAUCAUUAACUUGUGCUGCAGAACAGAUUUUCGAAUGUGCAUAAGAUUUUAUUCAGUUAAGAUGGAUUUUAUUUGAAAACAGCAAUAUGUGUAAAUGUGAUCAGGUGCUAUAUUUCCAAGAAACAAUCAAUAUCAAAUUAAAGGUAGAACUUAUCUUAAAAAAUGGA